AUGAUUAAUCACUUCUUGCAUAAUUGGCACCAACCAGUAGGAGAUCCCUUAGAGUAUGAAGAAAUCAAAAGAUAUGAUGAUGGAAGAAGAGUAAAUUUUACUUGAUUACAAUAGAGAUAUGAUAAAACAUUAAGGGAGAAAGGUGGAAUAGAGUACUAUUUGGUAUCUAAAAAGUUUGUUAAAUAAUGGAAAUAUUAUGUGGAUUAUUAUGAAGAAAUGGGAGAUCAAUAGAAAGAGGCAAGAAAGAAAGUAUUGAAAUUUAAAUAUAUUAGCCCGAUAAAAUCAAUUCAGAUUUGUAAAGCAAUGAAAAGGUGUUUAAAUACAUACCUGAAGAUCAUGUUUAUAAUUCCAGCAUUCGAUUUUUGGAAAAUGAAUGGGAUUAUGAAUACGUAAAAAUUAAAUUGAUAAACAACUAGAUUCUUAAGGAAGUUUUCGAUCUAUUUAAGGAGAAAUACUCAUCAAUUUAACCAUAGAAACGGAUUGGAUUCUAUUAUGAGAAUGAAAAAAAAAAAGUAGUCUAUCCUAAUUUGGCUCGAGUAUACAAUUUUAUUAAUUUUAGUUUACAUUAAUUUACCAGUCCUUAAGAGACAACAAAUUUUAUAGUGUAAAAGCAUAAGUAGACCAUCAUUCUGAAAUUAAAUCUUGGCUAGAUUUACUAAAAGCAACAUUCCAAGAUGAAUAUAAAUAGAAUCCAAUAACCAACAUCAGAAUCUGGCUACCCAGACAUUAGAAUUACAAUGUCGAUCUGAUAACAUAACAGUUAGAACAAACCAUGCUUAUUGAUGGGGAUGUUUUACAAGAAACCCUUAUGGUCUUUCAACUUUAAUCAUAAAGAGAUGAUUGUUUAAUUUUAGAUUUUGAGUCAAAUAAAUGGCAGUUUAAUAAAGUGGAUGAAUAACAGUAAAUUGAACUCGAUACUGAACUCUUGUUCAACAGAGCUUUAAAUGGUUGUGGUAAAUAUGUAUGCGACUUUCCACAUUGUAAAUUGAACAAUGGCUUUCUUGAACAAGAUUUUAGUUAAGAUGACAUCAAAGGAAUUUGUUAAUAAUUGGUAGAAAAUGAGGAAGUCAAUUGGAAUUAAUUAUGUUAUCAAGUAAACAACAUCAACAAUAAAUUGAUUCCCUUACAAAUGUCAGAGUUUUAACUGGAUUUACAAGAGGCUACUAUCAAAAUAUCUUAGUAACUGGAAAUAUUUGGAGCUUCGUUUGUGGAAAAUUUUUACAAUAAGUCUGGCGUUUACGCUAUUGAUUUAUAGAAUGCAGAUGUAGAUACUAAUUUAAUUAUUGAAACGUAAUCUAAAUUCAUCAAUUACAAAAAGGGGUUUACUCUAAUAAUAAAUAAUUUAUUUUCAUAAAAAGAAAAAAAUUAUGAACCGUUAACUAACUUAUAUUAAUUGAGAGCCCUUUAUUUGAUAUUACAAUUUCGUUAACUUUUGGAGCAUAUUGUCGAUGAGAAAUAAUAAAUAAUAUUAAAAAUUAUUAGAAGACUUAAUGUUAAUUAAAAACUAUAAUUAUCAAGGUGGUUUACAAAUCUCUCAAAAGCAGAAUUCGAAGAUACUACAAAAAAAAUAAAAAAAUUAAUUAACUCUGAAAUUCUAAGACAGUAACACACACCUUUAAUGCCAUUUCUAGAAAUAGAAGAUACAUAUAAAAUGGUUGGUUUAUUUGAAUUAUUCCAAAUCUUACAAAAAUCAAACAAAAUGAAUACUAGGUUGUAGUCUUCAGAAUUCGUAAUUGAUCUAAUAACAAAAUUGUACAAGCAAGAUGCUGACAAAGAGGAGUUUUCACAAUUCCGUUAUUAUGCAGCAAAACAAUGGAGAAAUUAUUCGUUUACUUUUUGUUUAUAUGCUUGGUCCAUCCCAAUUGAGUUUAAAUCGAAAUUGCUGAGUCUAGACUGUAAAGUAAAAUAACACGAUAGUAUGAGUCAUUCAGUAAAGUACCAUUUUACUGGACAAGCUCCAUAUCUUAGUUUAUAAAUUGAGAGAAACAAUAUUAUAGAAUCAGCAAUAAAAUAAUUAUAGAUAACCCAUAUUCCACUAAAGAACCCUUUGAAAGUGUAAUUUAUAGGAGAACAAGGCGUAGAUGAAGGAGGUCCAAAAAGAGAGUUUUUCAGGUUGAUGAUGGAAAAACUGAUUUCGCCAGAUUAUGGAAUGUUUAUCCCAAAAAACAAUGGAACAGUUUAUUGGUUCAAUCCGAAGUCUUUUGAAAUGCCAAUAUACUACUCAUUGAUAGGAAAAUUGUUAGGAUUGGCUCUCUACAAUUAAGUUUUGCUUGAUGUGAGAUUUCCAACUGUUUUAUUCAAAAAAUUAUAGAAUGAAAAAGUGACAGAGGAGGAUUUAAAGGAAUUGGAUAUGGAAAUAUAUACAGGAUUUUAGUAUUUGAGAGAACAAACAGACUCUAAUUUAAUUUCGAAUCUCGCUUUAAAUUUUAAUGCAAGUUACGUUGUUUGGGGAGAAGCAUAUUUUGAUGAUUUGAAAGUAUAGACAUUUUAUCUAUAUAUUAAGCCCAACGGGUUCUAGGUUAAUGUCACAAAAGAGAAUAGAGAAGAAUAUAUAGAGUUGUAUACUGAUUGGUACUUAAAUAAACUUGUUAAAAGUUAAUUUGAUUUAUUGCACUCAGGAUUUAAAUCUGUGGUUGAUGGUGAUGGAAUAAAAGUAUAGAGUAUUUCGAUAAAUAGUUAUUUUCAGGGGAAGAGUUAUAGGCACUAAUUAUUGGUUUGCCGCACUUUGACUUAAAAGACUUGGAAUUAGUUACAAAAUAUGAUGGUUAUGAUGAUAAGUCUGAGUAUAUUAGGUUUAGAUUAAUUGAAUAUUAAUAGAUACUUCUGGAGUUGUAUUCAUUCUUUGAGUAUUGAGAUGUAAAAGAGAUUUCUGUUUUUCUGUACAGGGACAGAUAGGAUUCCUGUAGGAGGACUAAAGUCAAUAAAAUUUGUAAUUUAAAAGCAUGGUGAAGGUUAGACUCGUUAAUAUUAUUAGAUACUGAAUAAUUGCCAUCAGCUCACACUUGUUUUAAUGUUUUAUUAUUGCCACUUUACAAGAAGAAAGAAACAUUAAGGGAUAAAUUGAUGAUAUCUUUAGAUAAUGCGGAAGGCUUUGGAUUGAUGUGA
This is a messenger RNA of Paramecium octaurelia, 3105 nucleotides long. The record is from the annotation of a GenBank genome assembly. NCBI's taxonomy places the organism in Eukaryota, Ciliophora, Oligohymenophorea, Peniculida, Parameciidae.